AUGAAACUUCGACAUCUUCUCAAAAAGACCAAACCUACACUUCAGUACGAAAUAAGAAAGAAAAAACCCACUACAACUAAACAAUUUCUUGAAUAUGCUAAAGAAUCGGAGGAACUUCUUCAAUUAGCUAAUAUCAAUACUGAGAUUGAUACAUAUGAUCGUAAUAAUUCUAAUACCACUAACCAAAUAGCAUCAACUAUAACAUCACCACAACCAAAUGCUUCAAAUUCACGUAUUGAUUCCACUCCCUUUCCUAUCUAUGAUAGAAAAGCGAACUAUAAUAAUUACUAUAAUAGUAAUAAAUUUAACAACAAUCGAAGUAGCGAUUAUAAUUUUCAUUCUUCUCAGCCAUUUAAUUCAUCUCGAUCAUCUAAUUCUUUCAAUUCAUCUUUUCGACGAAAUAAUUCAUCCUAUCUCUCUCACCAACCAGCGAAAUCUAAUCAACAAUUCUAUUCUAAUAUUCAACGUACAAACAAUGAUUUUCGCCCAGUGUCAUCUAAUAAUCAAUAUAAAUCAUCAUAUCCACAUAAUAUUAACACCAAUAAUUCUAAUCAAGCUAAUAACCAGAGACAUCAAGUUAAUAAUAUCACCGAGAACCAUACCGCACCAUCUCCUCAACCUACACCACUUUUGUCAAAUUUUGACAUGUAUACACAAUGUCUAGAGACAGAACAUCAGGCAUCUGGGUGCUCAUUUAACGAUCAUAAUAUGCAAAUAUUGAUUGAUACUGGAGCCACCAAUACUUUCAUCAAUUAUAAAACAUUACAAUCUAUUAAUCAAUCCACAAAUCUAAAUAAACAUUCCUCUUCUUUUGUUCUUGCUGAUGGUAUCGCCCCAUUUCAUGUUCUAGGUGUAGUUAAAUUACAAAUAUUAUUUUCUGAUCAAAUAACAACAAUAUCUGCUCAUGUAGCUCAAAAUCUAUGUACUGAUGUAAUCUUAGGUAUGGAUUAUAUAACCCUAUACAAUCUUAAGUUUAAUAUUCGUAAACAAAUAGUUUCUAUUGACUUGAAUAAUCGUCAGUACCAAAUGAAAAUCAAUCAGAAUGUGCAAACCGAAUUUAUCCCUGUUACUCUAUCCGAUUCCUUAUAUAUUCCGCGUCAAUCAAAUCGUUUUGCUAAAGUAUCUAUUCCUAUUUCAUCCAUCAGUUCACAUUUCAUUCCUUAUUAUCGAUUUUCUCUAUGUAAUACGUCAUUUAUCCCACAUAAGUUUCUUGAAUUUCGUAAUCAUUUUUCCCAUGUUACAUUUUCUAAUACUUCACCUCGACCACAUUUUGUCCCUCGGGGAACUCGUAUUGGAUAUCUAUGUCAUUAUGCUAUUACUCAACCUAGUACAAAACGCGUUAAUCAUUGUAAGAAGUCAUGUGGUGUCACCAAUGAACUUUGUGAAUCACCAGAUUUUCAUGCUUCAAAUAAUAAUACGUGUACGAAUAAUCAAAUUCAAGGCCCUCUCUGUUGUGCUACAGUUAACCAAAUCCAUCCCUCAACUGAAAGAGAUAUUCAUCAGUUAAUUAGUAAAAUACAUGCUAAACUAGUAGCUGAAUCUCAUUCUCCGUAUGCGGCACCCGCCUUCUUAGUUAAAAAACAUGAUGGUACACAUCGUUUUGUAGUUGACUAUAAGAAGUUAAAUCUAAUCACCAUCAAAGAUUCGUCACCCUUACCAAACAUGGAAGAUACUAUACAAAAAUUAGGGCAGGGUUAUAAAUAUUUCUCUAAAUUGGAUCUUAAAUCUGGUUUCUAUCAAAUCCCUAUCAGAGAAGCUGAUAAGGAAAAAACUGCUUUCACCACUCCAUUCGGUCUUUUUCAAUUCAAUGUCCUUCCAAUGGGACUUAAGAAUUCCCCACCUACUUUCCAGAAAGUUAUGACUAAUGUAUUAACACCCUGUCGUCAAUUUGCUAUCGUUUAUCUCGAUGACAUAAUUGUCUUUUCCGAAACAUAUGAUGAUCAUAUUUCACAUUUAACCCAAGUAUUCAUAGCCUUAAGUAACAGAAAUUUCGUUUUAAAUCCACCUAAAUGUGUUCUAUUAGUAUCAAAAAUAAAUUACCUAGGUCACACGAUUAGCGAGAAGGUAGUUACACCUAUGAAAGAAAAAGUACAAGCAAUCCUUGAUAUUAAGGAACCCCGUCUUUUAUCCCAAGUCAAUAAGUUUCUUGGUGCUCUCAGUUGGCAUCGUAAGUUCUUACCUAAUUUUGCCACUAUCGCUGCCCCCAUACAUGCUGUAACAAAUCUCACUAAAAAUAAUCGCCAUAAAUUUCAUUGGAGAUUUGCACAAAAACAAGCAUUUAAACAGCUUAAAGAAAUUUUAAUAUCUACACCACUCUUUUUACAUUUUCCUAUAGCCGAUAAACCUUUAAUCUUAACAACAGAUGCUAGUGGCAUUGGUAUAGGAGGCGUAUUACAACAAGAAGUAGAUGGAUAUUUACAUAAUUUGUACUAUCAUUCUCAAUUAUUGACGCCUUGUGAGAGAAAGUAUAGCACCAUAGAAAAGGAAGCGCUCGCUAUAUAUAAAUGUUUUGUCCGUAUGAGACCACUUCUGUUAGGCCGCCAAAUCACGAUAAUGACUGAUCAUUGUCCAUUAUGUCAUAUAAUGACAAAAACAGUUAACAAUGCAAGAGUAGAUCGAAUUUCAACGUUAAUUCAAGAAUACAAUAUUGACAGAGUAGUUCACAUUCAUGGACGUCAGAAUUGUUUACCUGAUUAUUUGUCUCGAUAUCCCCGUGAACAAAAUGAUGAACUAUUUGAUAUUGAAUAUGGACUUGACAGUAAAACAGAUUCUGCACCAAUAAUAUCUUCAACAAAUAAUAUAGUAGCUAGCAUGACCUUACGCCCACGCAACAAUAGAGGAAAUCAUGGAGUUGGGGAGAUAAAUUACUUCAGUUUUUGA
Messenger RNA from Rotaria sp. Silwood2, 2880 nucleotides. Lineage: Eukaryota; Metazoa; Rotifera; Eurotatoria; Philodinida; Philodinidae. The record is from the annotation of a GenBank genome assembly.